GCUAAACCCUUGACAUCGUCGACGCAACGGUAGAAGAUGGGCUGGUGGUCUCUCUUCCCCGAUCCCCAUCUCGCCCUCUCCCUCUUCCUGUCCUCUCUGGCGUUGAUCUUGGCGCUCGGCAUUGCGGCCUUCUUCCUCGAAUACGUCAGAAAGAUCGGAUGCAAGCACUCGCUCGAAAGAACUGCCGCCUUGGAUGCCUUCUUCGAGGACCCCAACUCGUUGAAGAAGGUCCCAUGUCCUUCUAUCUUUGAUCCUGCUGAAAAGUAUUUAUCUUUGAUUGUUCCUGCAUACAAUGAAGAGCAUAGGCUUCCUGGAGCUCUUAUUGAGACCAUAAACUAUCUCCAACAACGUUCAGCAGUUGAGAAAUCUUUUUCUUAUGAGGUGUUGAUAGUUGAUGAUGGAAGUACUGAUCGGACAUCACAAGUAGCAUUUGAUUUUGUAAGGAAGUACAAGAUUGAUAAUGUAAGGGUUAUUCUACUUGGAAGAAAUCAUGGGAAAGGAGAAGCUAUAAGAAAAGGAAUGCUCCAUUCACGUGGUGAACUGCUUCUAAUGCUUGAUGCCGAUGGAGCAACCAAGGUGACUGACCUUGAAAAGCUUGAAACUCAGAUACGCGCAUUGGCUAAAAAGGAUAAAGAUAACUUAUCUGCUGCAAUGCCUAAUGGUCUGAGUUUGAAGCUAUCGGAUAUUGAGGUUGCUGCAUUUGGUUCUCGUGCUCAUCUUGAGAAGCAAGCUCUUGCUACAAGGAAGUGGUAUCGUAAUUUACUUAUGAAGGGUUUCCAUCUGGUAGUUCUGUUAACUGCAGGUCCAGGAAUUCGUGACACACAGUGUGGCUUUAAGAUGUUUACCAGAGCUGCUGCCCGGAAAUUAUUCACAAAUAUUCGAUUGAAGAGGUGGUGCUUCGAUGUUGAGCUUGUCUACUUAUGCAAGCAUCUUGGCAUCCCGAUGAUCGAGGUUUCUGUUACCUGGUCCGAGAUACCUGGAUCUAAAGUGCGCAUGACUAGCAUCAUGCACAUGCUUUUUGAGCUUAUUCUUAUUCGACUGGGCUAUGGGCUGGGAAUAUGGAAAAUCUACACCUGACUAUCUGUAUUGUCUCCCCUGGAGCCAACAAAAUCUCCUAAUUUUGCCACCAUUGGAGCAGCAGGAGGGUUAUGAACCAGUCAGGAGUUUGGAAUUUCGGGUAGUCUACCACUUCUGUCGAUGGGGCACCGCAUCUUCAUGCAUUUGGUGGGCAAACUUUUUUUUUUAUGAACUUGUUGCUAGCAGUAGGAAAACACCAGAUCAGCAUAACCGUAUCCAACAAGAACUAUAUAUAGAUGCUGCAUCAAUCAUAAUCCAACUCCUCUUGGAGCAUGUAGCAGCUGAUGUCAUACCCCUGCUAACAUCUGAGUAUGGAUUUUUCAAGCAAUGCGGCCAUCAUUUAUCUGUCUA
Molecule: messenger RNA, 1428 nt
Organism: Phoenix dactylifera (date palm)
Lineage: Eukaryota; Viridiplantae; Streptophyta; Magnoliopsida; Arecales; Arecaceae
Biological process (GO): protein N-linked glycosylation
Cellular component (GO): endoplasmic reticulum membrane
Source: RefSeq, a predicted model, not a curated record